Thermothelomyces thermophilus ATCC 42464 is the source of this 2292-nucleotide messenger RNA. RefSeq lists its product as uncharacterized. Gene Ontology annotation, cellular component: nucleus. The record is from RefSeq and is a predicted model, not a curated record. The transcript is spliced from 2 exons. The coding region runs from base 261 to 1832 and encodes 523 amino acids. Gene Ontology annotation, molecular function: copper ion binding; DNA-binding transcription factor activity, RNA polymerase II-specific; RNA polymerase II cis-regulatory region sequence-specific DNA binding. Gene Ontology annotation, biological process: positive regulation of transcription by RNA polymerase II; intracellular iron ion homeostasis; intracellular copper ion homeostasis. Lineage: Eukaryota; Fungi; Ascomycota; Sordariomycetes; Sordariales; Chaetomiaceae.
AACAACUUGCUCACUCAUCCGGCCUCGGCCAGAACAUACUCGAUCAACGGAGAUCGUGUUGGUGCUUUGCUUCAAUCCGGCGCACCAGACAAACGUGUUUCGCUCCCGGUUAGAAGACCCGCGGUGUCAACCGCCCUCCCCGCACCUACGCGAGACCCGGCCCACGGUUCGGACCCCGGAGAAACCUCCGACACAGAGCAGGAUAUCCUCAUACGUCACCGGCAGAUGCCGAGCGAGGCACUGCCUCUUCGUCGUUCAAGAUGCCCAUCAUCAACGGCCAGAAGAUGGCCUGCGCGCCAUGUAUUCGCGGCCACCGCUCUACGAAAUGCAAUCAUUUCUACGACCGAGUCAUGAUCCCCGUCCGAAAACCGGGCCGGCCCCUUAGUACCUGUCCAUGCCCUCCUGGGCGGCCCUGCGCCUGCGGAGGGUUACGAGUCGCGAUCCCCAAGAAGCAGAAGUGCGGGUGCCCUACCGAAGCCGAAAAGGAGGCCGAGAAUCGUCAGAAGGAACACUCUCAAGUCGAGGCUCCGAUGUCCCCAUCACGACCUUCUUUCCGCGUGGGAAAGCCCGGCGGCGGCAAAGCCAACAGCCGGAAGCAGUCCUUUGAUCUCGCGAAUUUGGAGAGAAUGGACCCCGCAUCAAUCAAUCUGAUUUCCGCUGCAAGCCGCAGUGGCAUCACUAACGGAACCCCGAACGGGGUAGCAACGACAGGCAGCCCCGGUCUUCAGGGUUCGCAGGCCGACCCAGUUCCGGUUGGGUCGAGGAUGGGAAUGAUGCCCGCCGGUUCGGGCAGCACAUUUGCAACCCCGCAAAACCACAGCUUCGUGUCUCCAGUUCCCUACGGCGGCAUGGGCAUUCAAUACCCGCAACCCGAUCAGCUUCAGCACGGCGCCAAACCGGAGGACGGCCUGUACUCGAGUCCGAAUGGAACUUUUAUGACGGCGAUCCCACCAUCACCCUUCCCAAACGGCAACCAUCCAUCCCCGCCUCUUGGCAAUCCAGGACAGCCGGUGAUGGCGACCCCAAAGAACAAUGAUGUCACGUCUGCCGCUGGUAGCUGUUGUGGUAGCAAGGCACAGAAACCGGACCCGGCCGCGAACAGUGGCCUGGCGUCCCAGCAGGGAUAUGGGCAGCAGCCCUACGUGCCACAGCAUCAGGCAUCAUCUGGGGUCAGCAGUUGUUGUGCGAGCAAGACACAGGGACAUGCUCCGACCGCCAACGGUACUCCAGCUACGCUUCCCGUCUAUGACCAAUCGUAUAUGCCGCAGUUCCAGUACCCUACUGUCUUUAGGUAUCCUGGCGACUACGGUUCUUGGCAGCACCCGAUCGACCCGAUCAUCUGGCAACAGGUCAUGUCGCAGACCAACCUAGCGAUGAGCACGCCGAUGGCGUCGGCCCCGGACGGGACCACGAACGGAACCGCGGGCGGGACGGGAAACGGGGACUCGACUGAUGACUGGACAAGCCACCAGUGCGGCUGCGGCGAGGGUUGCCAGUGCGUCGGCUGCCUAGCGCACCCAUUCAAUGCUCAGAUGUUCCAAUACGUCAACAACGCGUACAGCGGUAGCAACGGGAGCAGCCCGCGCGAGCCGACAACAGGAGGGCAGGGACAAGCCACGGCGGCCAAUGGGCAAGACUCGCCAGCAGAAGCGGCCACACCGGCAGUGAGCGAGGGUUCGCCCUCCCGAGAAGAGCAAUCGCUGUCGACGAUGGACUACUUCUUUGUCAACCUGCCGAUUUCGGGGCUCUGCGGUGGGCAACUCGAGUCUUGUCCGUGCGGAGACAGCUGUGACUGCCCUGGGUGCUUAGUUCAUAAGAUCUCACUGAAUUAAGGAGGCAUAGAUGUUGGCGAUGGGGAUAGAAGGUUUCUGCGAGCUUGCGAAUGGCGCGGGCAAGGCUGAUGACAGCUUAUGCAUUCAACAACAGUCUUUCCAUUCUCUCUCUCUCUCUCUCUCUCUCUCUCUCUCUCUCUCUCUCUCUCUCUCUCGUUCUCUAAGUAGGGCGGUAGCGGCAUGACAUUGUAUUUGUUAGGAUACCCCAUGUUGCGCGGUGGCGUUGUGCUGACAAAAUACCUACGGAGUAUGUUCUUUGCCAUCAGAUAGCUCUCACGGGUUUGUCGUGAGCACCGUGACGCAUUCAAUGGAAUGUAAGUCGUGGUUGGAACGUUGGAAGAAUUCUAUUCAUAUACUACCUAGGAUCACGGUUAGUAUAUGUUAGUGCUUGCAUCCCCAGAGCCCAGACCACUGUGCGGCUAAAACAAGGGUCGGAAGACUGAGGGAUCCACGCCUAUUG